AUGAAAGUUGGAGAGUACUACUACCUGGUGUCGACCAAGUGGUUCAAGGACUGGCAGCAAUGGGUAUUUACUAGUAGAGAAAAAUCAGUGACUUCUUGAUAAAUAUAGUUUUGCGCGGUUUCAAUUCUUAUUCUUUCCCCGUGGUACUGUGGUUUUAUUUCAUCUGCAGUCGUGUUUCGAGCUGAAAUAAUUCAACUCAAAUCGUUUGCAUCAUGCGAUGGCACAGCAGAUCUUCAAACAAUUUUUAUCCAUUGCUGACACCAAUUUAUUGCUAAUACCUAUAGUAUACAUCAAAACAACCUACGAUAUUAACAAAAAACAGGUAAGCGACCUGGCGGCCCAGUCUCCGAAGCGGGAGACAGCGGACCCCAACGCAAUGGAUGCGUCCUCCUGCGCCUCCCCACGUGUCUGGACCAAAGAUCGCCCGGGGCCUGUCGCAAACUGCGAGCUCCUGGACAUACCGCUGGAAAUUGGAGAUGGCAGCUGCGGAGGUCGAGGUGCUCAAGCUGCAACUGGUAAAAUAAAUGCGAACGGUGUUCUUGAGGCAUCGCAACUGGACCGCGACCACAUGGAUAUGUCGGCUUCUCCGCGCCAUGAUCAUCAAAAUCAACAGCCUCCGUGUCGCUCACGUGAUCCAUUGCGAUUCAUUAGUCCUGAGCUCGCGGGUGUUGCAAAUUGCCACUUUAUUGAGGUCCCCGCUACGCAAACCAGAUCGGGAAAAUCAACACCCAGAGAGGAUAAUCAUCGGCCUGGUGAAGUAGAUGGUAAUUGCGCGAUGAAAGACCAACAAGAAACCAACGUCGCCAACUAUUACACCUGCGCGACUCCACCAACCCCCGCGGCAGGAGAUGAUGCGCAAAGCAGAAACCAAGACCAUGACAAAACUCCGGUGAUGGACCGAAAGCACAUGAUGGUGAACACGAGCGGUAGUUCUUGUGAUAACGAUGUGCACAUGGGCGGUUGCACGCCUUCCCCGCCGCGCGAACUCCCGGCACUGUAUGACACCGACAUGAACGAGCAGUCGACUUCGCCACCCGGUAUUCUCGCCAAGGCCGGCGAC
Messenger RNA from Amoebophrya sp. A120, 1060 nucleotides. NCBI's taxonomy places the organism in Eukaryota, Dinophyceae, Syndiniales, Amoebophryaceae. The record is from the annotation of a GenBank genome assembly.